AUGGACUCAUAUACGCAAUCACUUCUGAAAACAACCCAUACAUUCAUGCGCAAUGAAAGGUCGCUUCUUUCCUUAGCAAAGAAGUCUUCCGGUACACUAGCCAAAGAGUAUCAGAAAGAACUUACUAGAUACAUUAAGGAUCUUUCCUAUCUUGAAAGAAAGUUUUCCAAAAGAGGAAACCGGCUUAACAAUAGCGCUAUUCACAUAGCUUCGCUCACUUCUUCUAGUGAUCCUAAAGCUCUUCAAGAUUUAAUAUCUCACAAAGUCGCUGACUUGCUCCAAAGAAAAAUCAGUCUUAUCAAAGAGAUCAUUGAAUGCAAAAAUAACCUCAAACAACACAGCAAAGUAAUCAAUGCUUACAUCAGCAUGCUGGAUGAUUCCCCGACUAAUAACUCCGGUUUGUUCUUCCCAAGUAGUUCUGAUUUUCACUCGUUCUCCAUUGAGAACCUCACCGAGGAGCAACGAGAAAUGAACCAUAAGAUUCUCGAGCACUAUCGGCAAUACAACAAAUUAUUAGCCGAAAUAGAAGAUAUUGCCCAAAGCACCAAUGUUAGCAAACAAGAUCGUAAAACCAUCUUCUCCAUUCUCUUCCCCACCUCCUCACACGACUCCUUUCCCUACCUCUCUAAAUCCCUACGAUCUUUAUUUGGCUCACGCAUUGCCUCUUUUGAUGGGUUUAUCAAAGAGGUCUAUCAUAAGAGUGCUAGUAAAGAAAUCUAUUUGACUGCCAAUCCCGAUGGUUUAGAUGUGCUCAUCUGCUUUGUCCAUUUCUGUCGCAAACACCUUAUUUGUGCCUCUGGGUUUCUACUCGGUAGUAUUUCCACCUGUGUGUUGGUUAAUUGGCGCUUAUUCGAUCUAUUUGCUUCUUAUAAGACUUCUCGGCUCACUCUUUUUUCCUACUCCUUCCUCAGUCUUAGUGUCUUGUUCUUUUGGGUUAGUGUCGGUGUUGUUAGCUUCUUUUCUUCUUGGGUCUUUGGCUACUCUCUACCUCCUAGCUCGACUACCACUACUUCCAAUACCGCCUCACCAACCAGUAGUUCUUCCUCCGCCCACAAACUGUAUCUUCUCUUUGCUCUUAAUCUCGGUGUCACCAUAUCUUCCUCAGUCUUAGCCGCCUCCCUAGUCUAUUUUUUAUCUAUCUCCAUUACUAUCUCUCACCAUAUAUCUAUCUUCCAAUUCGCCUCAUUAGCUCUAGCCAAAUUCGCUCUCUACUUCUACAUCAUUGGCUUCCUCUUCAUGCUAAAGAAGUCUCGAACUAUAUCUCCUAAACCAAGUGGCACCAUUUUACUUGCUAUCUUCUCCAUUCUUCUGACCACCGCACUAUCCGGAUACAUUUCCUAUCUCUCCCUCUACGGCCUCUACCAACUCAUUCACUAG
Messenger RNA from Nematocida homosporus, 1377 nucleotides. RefSeq lists its product as uncharacterized. Bases 1 to 1377 code for a protein of 458 amino acids. The record is from RefSeq and is a predicted model, not a curated record. The transcript has a single exon. NCBI's taxonomy places the organism in Eukaryota, Fungi, Microsporidia.